CCACAAAACACCCCCUUCACUAUAUAUAUUCGGAAUCUACUAGACGCGUAGAAUACCACGACUGCCGUAUAGAUGCAUCUUGAACGUGUAUUCAAUAUGUACAUACUAUCGAUAUAUGGGAAAACGAAGCGUCUAACGACUCUUGAAGAGGGAAAGAAGUCUUCAAGCAUCUCCGGGUUGGAGAUCUAGCUUACUACAUACUUUCUUCUCUUCCCCCCUUCCUCUAGUACUAGAAGCAUGGCCGGUAAUACCGGGAACAGUACGAGCGAAGAUGGGGGCAGCGCUAUUAAGGAGCAAGAUAUGCUGCUCCCAAUAGCCAACGUAGGCCGGAUAAUGAAGCAAAUCCUUCCCCCAAAUGCUAAGAUCUCCAAGGAGGCCAAGGAGACGAUGCAAGAGUGUGUAUCAGAGUUCAUAAGCUUUGUCACAAGUGAAGCUUCGGAGAAGUGCCGCAAGGAGAGGAGGAAGACAGUGACGAGUGACGAUAUCUGCUGGGCCAUGGCCACGCUAGGGUUCGAUGAUUAUGCAGGGCCCUUGAAGCAGUACCUGGAGAGAUACCGAGAAUCUGAGGAAGGGGACCGGGCCAAACAGGAGAGAUCCCAAGACGAGGAUAAAUCUUCAUACCGAGAUCAGAGAGGAGCAGACGGCGAUGAGGCCGAAGCAUCGGCGAGGCCUUACGGGAUUGAAAGGAGCAACAGUGCCUCAUAUAGUUCAAGGCCAUUUUGAAACUCUACUGUUUUGAGAUUAGGACGUAUAUGGAUUUUUGAAGAUGUUGACUCGAGACUUUCAAGUGAUUGUCAAAUGGAAGAUCAAUUUCGCCGAAUGCAAUUGUCCCAAUUCCACGUUUUGGAUCUACUUAACAGUGAGUUUGAGAAGUGCUAUGUCAACUGAUGACCAAAGUUCAUAACAAAAUGAAGCUGGAGCAGAGAGGUCAGUACGUACGUCCAUUUCAUGUCCAGUGAAUUUUCAUCAGAGAAAAAUUAUCUGUGUACUCUGAAUUGAUAGAGAUUAUUAUCGCGAUUAAUUGCAUAACUCAGUGAAUGUUGGUAAGACGGGAUGGAAGAUUUCCUUUCUCUUAAUUUUUUGAAAACUGAGUAGCUGGAGAAGUGUAUGAGUAUAGUAAGCAAAAAUAUUGAUCCCAAA
Messenger RNA from Punica granatum (pomegranate), 1140 nucleotides. NCBI's taxonomy places the organism in Eukaryota, Viridiplantae, Streptophyta, Magnoliopsida, Myrtales, Lythraceae. The record is from RefSeq and is a predicted model, not a curated record.